GCCUGAUAUUUGGCAUUGUUUUUAUAUUUACCACCAGAAGAGAACAAUGGCAUCUGUUCUCUUCCAACACAUGCUGGGAAAGCUUGCUUUCAUCGACACGAAAGGAAAGCCGGGAUAGAGCUAUUCUUAGUGAAAUCUACGCGAACACUCUCACCAGCCGCUUUGGACAAAUUAUAGAAGAUGUUCAGAGAAUGUACAAGAGGUGUCGAGAAGUUGGAGUGGAAAGCCAUGAAGAACUACUGAAAGUCCUGCAUGAGCUUCAUACUAGCAUGAAGACCUACCAUGCUUACCACUCUGAAGAAAGGCAGAUGGAAAGUAAGAUUAAAAUUCUCGAGUCCCAGAAGAGCAAACUAGAGCAGUCAAUCUCUUCUGAGAAGAUCCAGCGACUAAAGAAAUAUAAUUUAAUAGUAAAGGAUCUCCAAAAGAGACAGUCCAAGUAUAAUGAUUCAAAGCUCAAAUCCCUGAAGGCUCGAAAUGAUUACGUGUUGUGUUUGGAUGCAGCGAAUGCAGUGGUUCAGAAGUACUAUGUUGAUGAUCUUCCAGACUUGAUUGAUGUAAGUUGGUUUUUUAAAUGA
Limulus polyphemus (Atlantic horseshoe crab) is the source of this 575-nucleotide messenger RNA. Its product is annotated as SLIT-ROBO Rho GTPase-activating protein 1-like. The transcript is spliced from 4 exons. Gene Ontology annotation, biological process: negative regulation of cell migration. NCBI's taxonomy places the organism in Eukaryota, Metazoa, Arthropoda, Merostomata, Xiphosura, Limulidae. The record is from RefSeq and is a predicted model, not a curated record. The annotation marks the transcript as partial. Gene Ontology annotation, cellular component: cytoplasm.